This is a messenger RNA of Komagataella phaffii GS115, 1563 nucleotides long. RefSeq names its product Conserved NAD+ dependent histone deacetylase of the Sirtuin family. Gene Ontology annotation, molecular function: NAD+ binding. The coding region runs from base 1 to 1563 and encodes 520 amino acids. The record is from RefSeq and is a predicted model, not a curated record. The transcript has a single exon. Lineage: Eukaryota; Fungi; Ascomycota; Pichiomycetes; Pichiales; Pichiaceae.
AUGGAUGUCUUUGAACAAGGACUCUCCACACAACAAAAUGGAACCCAGGAAUCAAAUAUUGAUGUGAUCAGCCUGGACUCAUCACUAUCUUCGGAACAAGAAGCUGAAGUGGAAAAUAACAAUGCAUCUUCGACUAGCACUUCCUCCUCCAAGAUCUCUAGGAGUAACGAUAUCUUAUCUGAGUCCCUAAACAUAAUAGAAUAUGAAAUUCCAAGCCAUGAACCUAUGACCUAUAAAGAUGCAAUACAUUACAAUCCCACCAAAGAAGAUUGCUACAAGACAAGACUUUGUCUGAAAGCUAUAGGUAUUUCCAAGUUCAUCGACCUCUCGUUAUCAGAAACACCAGGGGCAAGUGAUUUUGUUUAUCUUAUUAAGUUACUCGGGUUCGCACCCAAAGAAUAUCCUGAGGAUGAAAACUCUACCGAAACGGUAUACACAUUGGUCAAGUAUCUUCAGAGAGCAAUGCAUAGAGUAAUUACCACGAGGACAAAGAAGCUGGAUUUUCACACUAUAGAUCACCUAAUAGAAGCUAUAAAAACUUCUAAAAACAUCUUGGUACUCACCGGAGCAGGUAUAAGCACCUCAUUAGGUAUUCCAGACUUUAGAUCAUCUGAAGGAUUUUAUACCAAGCUGCAGGAACAAGGAUUGGAUGAUCCUCAAACAGUGUUUGAUCUUGAAUACUUCAAACAGGAUCCCUCCUUGUUCUAUAGUAUUGCUCACCUAGUUCUGCCUCCGGAAGGUUCUUUUACUCCUCUCCAUGGAUUCAUCAAGUUGCUUGCCGAUAAAGGUAGCCUCUUAAGAAACUAUACCCAAAAUAUUGACAACCUAGAGGCUAAUGCAGGAAUUCCGUCGGAGAAAGUCAUACAAUGUCAUGGCUCAUUUGCUACAGCUUCUUGUAUUACAUGUAAAUACAAAAUUCCUGGAGAAACCAUUUUUGAAGAGAUAAGAAAUUCGGAAUUACCUUUAUGUCCUUUUUGUAUAAAACGGAGACAAAAAUUGAUUAAGGAGAUUGAAGCAUUGGAUGACUCGGAGCAAGGAAUUUCCAGGCAUUCGUUUUCAUUUCUUGGUUCCACCGUGAAAAGAUCGUAUGCUGAAAGCUACGGAGUUAUGAAACCUGAUAUUACAUUUUUUGGUGAAGAUUUGCCUAGAGUUUUUCAUGAUAAUAUUAUUCAAGAUGUCAAAAACUGUGAUUUAUUAUUAUGUAUUGGAACAUCGCUUAAAGUCGCCCCGGUAAGUGAAAUUGUGAACAAAGUCAAGCCUGAAAUUCCACAAGUUCUUAUCAAUAAAGAUCCUGUGACCCAUACGGAGUUUGACAUCUCUCUCUUAGGUUAUUGUGAUGAGCUUAUAGUUUAUCUUUGUGAGGCAAUGGGAUGGAAAAUUGACCAUCCAAAAGUAGAUGAACUUCUCGACUCAAUUGAAGGGCUGAUGGAACUGGAAGGGGAAUCUGGGAGAUACCAGCUGGUUUUAAAGGAGGAAGAAAGCCAAGAAGUUACUCAGUUGCAAGCUACGCCAAUUGAAUCAUCCCAUAGACAAUUUCAAGAAGCAUCCCUAAUGGGGCUGUAA